AUGGCAAUUGAAGAUGCCGCCGCGUUGGGCGUGCUUCUCUCAAACAUGACUUCGAAAGACGACAUCUCGGCCCGUCUGGAUAUGUUUAACCAGCUGCGAGUGAAGCGCGUAGCGGCUACUCAGACUGCAUCUUCGAUGCACCAGUGGGAUCCGACUCGUGUUUCCGAGGAGCAGAGACAAUACUUUGACGGCGACGUCCCACAAGACAUUGAAAUAUUCAGUUACGAGAACAGUGUCAUUCGCGAUGCAUUUAACCUCUUGGAAAGGGCUUGA
Messenger RNA from Colletotrichum fioriniae, 273 nucleotides. NCBI's taxonomy places the organism in Eukaryota, Fungi, Ascomycota, Sordariomycetes, Glomerellales, Glomerellaceae. The record is from RefSeq and is a predicted model, not a curated record.